Molecule: messenger RNA, 570 nt
Organism: Penicillium cinerascens
Lineage: Eukaryota; Fungi; Ascomycota; Eurotiomycetes; Eurotiales; Aspergillaceae
Exons: 2
Coding region: 1-570 (189 amino acids)
Source: RefSeq, a predicted model, not a curated record
AUGUCUCUCAAGCGCAAGGCAUCUUUCUCGGCGAUGCCGUCCGCGCCCUCAGCUCCCGCGCCCGGGGAAUGGGCCAUGGCCGAUAGCUCCCAGCACCUUCACAGCCGAACCCGAAAGCGUUUCCGAGAUGGACGUCCAAGCGAUGAGGUGGUGUACCAGAAAACCCUCCGCUGGAUCUUCUCCGCCCAACAACAGCAGCAAAAGAAUGGCGCGUCGAAUGGUGCAACCGAUGAGGCCAUGGACUUGGAGCCAACCCUUCCCUCCCCAGAGAUCGUGGAUCCGCGACAGCAAACACUUCUGCGCUUCUUCCAACCACGACCUCAGGCGUCAUCGCCUUUCCGACCAUCGCGCGAAGCGCUGGCGCCCCGAGCCAACGAGACUGCUAUUGACCGCGAUGAUAUGCUCCGACGUCAAGCCUUCAUGGGCACGGCGGGUGGCUCGAGCGGAAGCGAAACGAUGAGCCCCGGGUUUAACCAGAUGGACAUGGACAUGGAUAUCGACAUGGACACCGACCAAAGCAGUGAAGGUUCGAGCUCAGCGUCAAAUAUGGGCGUGGUGGGAUGGAUGUGA